AACUUUUCGAAUUUAGGUAAUUGCGAUUCCUUGAAGUAUGCUGAAAUCGUGAUUUUAUUUUAUAUUUUGCAUGAAAGUUUUUGAGUUGGGAGUUUCAUGUCGCUUUUUUGAAAUUUGUACCCCUGUUAUCCACAUUGUUCAGACUUAUUUUGUAGCAUUCUUUAUGCUUGCAGUCCAUUGUUAUUACUUUUUACGAUCUCUAUUAAAGUUUGCUCCCAGGAAAUUGGACGUGAUCAUCCACUUUUUCGCUAAUACGAAAAUGGGAGGAGUAAGUCAUAUCAAGUGGCGUGAAGCGAACAAGAAGACAUGGAUACAGCUUAGCCAAUUAGGAACACGCAAACCGAAAAUUGAAAUUUGUACUUGUGGCUUAUUUGUGUCAUGCUUUGUCAUCCUUGUACUAGCGGAGUAAAUUCUAUCUGCUGUACGCUGGACGACGUUCCAAGUCAGUAGUAGUAACGGAUAUUUCCAAUGAUUGGAAGUUUCUCAUUAAUUAAAUGAAUGGUUUUUCUUCAAUUUCAUUCGCAGUACAUAUAC
Molecule: messenger RNA, 534 nt
Organism: Loa loa (African eye worm)
Lineage: Eukaryota; Metazoa; Nematoda; Chromadorea; Rhabditida; Onchocercidae
Exons: 2
Coding region: 71-409 (112 amino acids)
Source: RefSeq, a predicted model, not a curated record